AGAUCCAUCAGUUUCUUGCGAUCCACCACUUCGUUUCUGAUAGGGUCUGACGGUAGUGUUUGAAACAACUCCGAGGUGAAUCGGUCAUCAGUAGUUUUGCUAUCUACAGAAAGGCAACAUUUAUCAUAAAUGCGCACUUGAUCAUUUGUGCGUGAGUCUUUUGAGAAUCAGGAUGGUCGCAGCACAGACGGAGCAGGCACCCGGCGGUCCAACCGGCAGAAAGUCGAUGUUCGAAGAUGUAUGGUUUAUGCGUGUUUAUGGUUUUAUUACCGUAGAUACCUCUUCUUGGUCCAGAUCUUGUUCAGGUCCUACCUGUGUAAAGAUUCCUCAUCCUCGAACUUGCUUCCUCUAAUCCCACUAGCGGCUAUCCUACCUGCGUAAAGAUUCCUCAUCCUCGAACUUGCUUCCUCUAAUCCCAGCAGCAUUGCAAAUAGCCGAGGACUCCAUUGGUACACUGAACCUGGAUUCCGUGGGUGAUAUGCUGGUGAGCGUCACCCAAGACCUACAAGACUUUAUCGAUAGCGUCAACUGGAGAAGUGACGGUUGGUUGUUCUUGCUGAUAUUAUGGCUUGGACAUCUUCUUAGGCCGUUGAUUCACGCAUUUCGAAUUGCAGAACAUUUUAGACGCUAAAGAAAUGAAUGAUUGAUGAAAACGAACGAAGUACCUCACUGUAUACGUGCCUCUAGCUCUUGUAAAAUUUCUAACCAAAGGAACCACGCUGCUGCAGUACUUGGUGUGGAUUUUCGUACUGUCACUGAGUCCGCAGUCUUGUUUUCUGCUCUUUGGAUGCAAUGCAGUCUUUUGUGCUGUCAUUUAUGGCCUUCUACUACGAUAGAAUGAUUAUAGAUCUAGAAUACUAGGUUCACAAUGCAUUGACUCCCCACCCUCUAAACGACUGAAUACCAGAGCACCUCAUUUUAUUCUUGUCCCUGCCCAAGAUUCAUGUCCCUCAUUGAUUCUAUGUCCCUUGUUGUCCUUCUAACUACUCCUACCAAUAGCGAACACGUGGUUAGCGGAGAAUUGGAAGCUGGUAGGCUUUUCGGCUCAAUACUUUGACGAGAAUGGCUUUUUUGCUACCUCCUUUAUCGGCGUCCCACUUCUAUUAGCGAAUAUUUUGCUGCUUUGCAAAAUCACAAAGCACACUUUUUCGCUAGCAGUGAAGGUGAAGAGAAAGCAGCUUGGCAUUUCAAGAACAACUACAUCUAGUGAAACUGAAGCGACAGAUGUGGGGAAGACUGCGACAUUGUGAACACCUUCACUUUCUGGAACGACAAUUAUAGGAGGGGAGAAAGAUAAGGAUGAAUGAUCUACGCAAUGGCGUACUACGGAUGAUGAUGGAAACAUUCAGUGUUUCGGCUCACAGCGCAACAUACCUAAACAUGCUAGGUGAAUCCUGGAUUUUUCUAAUGCAUCUGGUAACACC
Amoebophrya sp. A25 is the source of this 1424-nucleotide messenger RNA. NCBI's taxonomy places the organism in Eukaryota, Dinophyceae, Syndiniales, Amoebophryaceae. The record is from the annotation of a GenBank genome assembly.